This is a messenger RNA of Drosophila bipectinata, 550 nucleotides long. NCBI's taxonomy places the organism in Eukaryota, Metazoa, Arthropoda, Insecta, Diptera, Drosophilidae. The record is from RefSeq and is a predicted model, not a curated record.
UAAAGAAAUUUCAUUCAAACUAGAUAUUUUCGAAAUAAUUUAUUAUUUUUAAAAAAUUUUUAAUCUUGAACUGGUUAUUAUUUUUAGAAACCUAUUUGAAACCUUAUGGGCAUAAGUGGGUUAAUAUUGUUGCUGUUGGGUUUUAAAAUGUUCCAAACAAAUCGCGUCCUUCAAAAAGAACAAGCUCAACUCUUUGCCAUUCAAAAGAAGCUGGAGAAAGUCCUGCCCGUAGUCCAGGAGGCCUUAAAUUCACUCAAGGUGGAGGAACUGCAUCUUAAGUCAAUGGGCAUUCAUAAUACUACCGAAGGACAAGGAACCCACAGCAAGGAUCCUCUUUUUUUAGAUAUCACCGAAAGGCCAGAGCCAUCCGCCUCGGAAGCCACAUUUGUUAAUAGUCAGGCAAUCAAUCUGGGUGUGCUUGGAAGCAGCCUUAAAACAUUCGACGAGGAGGUAGACUCGGACUGAUUAUAACUUUAUUCCACACAAUUAUGUAUAAUUACAAAAUAUAAUUAAAAGAAUUAGUAAAAUAUAUUCGGAUGAAGAAAAAAUA